Messenger RNA from Penicillium odoratum, 1485 nucleotides. RefSeq names its product C2HC5-type zinc finger protein. Gene Ontology annotation, molecular function: zinc ion binding. The record is from RefSeq and is a predicted model, not a curated record. NCBI's taxonomy places the organism in Eukaryota, Fungi, Ascomycota, Eurotiomycetes, Eurotiales, Aspergillaceae. The transcript has a single exon. The coding region runs from base 1 to 1485 and encodes 494 amino acids. Gene Ontology annotation, cellular component: nucleus. Gene Ontology annotation, biological process: regulation of DNA-templated transcription.
AUGGCGAAUCUCGCAGCUUGGGCUCUCCCUCGGCUUAGCCAGCUCCUCCCACUGGAUGAGGAGUCUUUAAAACAGAUCCUUGACUACUCAGCUGGUCUUCCCAAAGAUGCCUGCGCCGAUCAUCUCAAGAAUCUUCUCGGCGAUUCCCCCGCAGCUCUAGAAUUCAUCACCUCAUUCAAUGCACGCCGCGAUACACCAACGGCGACCUCUACCCACGACAUGCCGUCCGCAAAUAACACUCGUUCCAGGGGAAGAAGCAAGAAGGAAAAGAAGCCGCUGCACAGCGCUGGUCCGCCACGCCGCCCAGACAACUACGGCAAUGUGGGAGGAGCCUACAUGAAGGCGGAGAAGGUGGAAGACUACAUGUCUGCCAGAAAACCCCCCUUGCCGGUAUCGACAUCUGAUUUCUCUGCGUCUGGUCCAUCUGCAUCAUCGCGCAAUCAGUCACCGAAGCCUAUCUCCUCCAAACCUCCCCCGUCAGCCUCGGGCCCGAUGCUGUCAGAUAUGCUGCCGAACGUGCGCGCAAAAACAAGCAAACCAACACGACAAUCUGGCAACAUCAGACCUACCAAGGGCGAUUCUCUCACAACCAACAAUAUAUCUGAUCUGACGGCCGCUAUCGCUGCCCUAGAGGUAUCAACCAACCCCAAUUUGAGCACCGAGAGACGAAAAUGUACCUGCUACGCGUCAAUCCAUCCAUUAUUUGAUCCGGCUCCUAACUGUCUGAAUUGUGGCAAAAUCAUUUGUGCACUGGAGGGUUUACAACCAUGCUCCUUUUGCGGCACCCCGCUUCUAUCCGCAGAAGAAGUACAAAGCAUGAUCCGAGAACUUCGGAAUGAGCGCGGCCAGGAGAAGAUGCGUGCUCACAAUGAAGGUGUUCAUCACGAAGGGGGGCCACGACCAGUCUCUGGGUCAGGAUCGGCAUCUCCUAGCAAACUCGACGCUGCCAGGGCACACCGCGACAAGCUGCUGAACUUUCAAGCACAGAAUGCCCAGCGGACCAAAGUUGUUGAUGAGGCAGCCGACUUUGAAACCCCUAACACCGCUGCGACGUUGUGGAUGAGCCCGGCACAGCGAGCUCUCGCGCUGAAAAAGCAGCAGCGCAUCCAGCGUGAGCUGGAAGAAAAAGCCAGGCCGGAGUGGGAGAAGAAAAAGACCGUGAUGAGCCUUGAUAUUACGGGCGGAAAGGUUCGACGAGUAUAUCAAUCUGCGGCCGUGGAGUUGACGCCAGAGCCCAAUGAGCAGGACAUGAUAGAUCCUGAUGCAGAAGAACCAUCCGAACCUUCUUCUCGGCAUGCAUUCAGUAAGAACCCGCUUCUUGCUGCUGGCGGGUUAAUGCGGCCUGUUUGGCGCGCUCCGGAUGGCAAGCCAACUGAGAAAAUGGAAAGAACAGAGCUGAAACAAACAUGGCGACGUGUGCAGGAUGACAACGAUGACAAUGAAUCAUGGAUAUUGGACGGGGGGCUCCAUGGACAUGGUACAUGA